CCCCCCUCUCCACUUCCAGAGUCCGCGGCGUUGGCUUCUACCUACAGAAUCCAACAUGGAGUAACCAGAGAUGGGGCUCGUACGGGGCCAUCCUCACCGACAUCAACGCACGAUUUUAAUUACCGCAUUUCAGCAUGGGGCGCGACGGGAUUAAAUCGGUGGAGGUAUUCCAAAGGGAUUUACUCUCUCGUGGAUGCGCUCGAAUAAUUGUAGUAAAGUGCUGAGAAACGAAGAAGAGAAGCGAGAAAUAACGCAAACAAACUGAAAAAACACUCGGAAAACUAAACUACGGCUGUUAGUGUGUGAUCGAGGGGUUGGACGAGAAGGGAAAGAUAAAAUGAAGACACCACAUUACGUACCCUCGGCGGGAUAUUAUUGUAGGUGAAACGAAAAAAUGACCGAGGAAACACACCCAGAUGAUGACAGCUACAUUGUGCGCGUCAAAGCGGUGGUCAUGACCCGGGACGACUCGAGUGGCGGCUGGCUGGCCCAGGAUGGUGGAUGCCUCAGCCGUGUGGGCGUGUGCAAGGUGCUGUCGGCCGAGCUGCUGGGCCGAAGCAGCUUCCUCAUCCACGGCGAGCGCCUCAAAGACAAACAGGUGAUUCUGGAAUGCUUCCUGAAGAGGGAUCUGGUGUACACCAAGGCCACGCCCACAUUUCACCACUGGAAAGUGGACAACAAGAAGUGUGGCUUGACGUUCCAGAGCCCGGCCGACGCACGCGCCUUCGACCGUGGGGUCAGGAAAGCCAUGGAGGACCUGACGGAAGGUACGGGAGGGGAAGGCGAAGACUAUGAGGGCUGUAUCUCAAUGCUCUUGAAUGGAUCUACCACCUCUUCUUCGACCAUCCAGAAUGAGGCCGAGUUGGGUGACGACGAUGUUUUCACCAAUGCCACCGACAGCUCAUCCAACUCCUCCCACUCCCAGAAGAAGGAGCCUCUGCAGCUGCAGACCCUGGCCCCGCCCAGCUUCUGCGAGCCGCGCCGGCACCACUGCAUCCUGGGUCACUUCUACGACCAGCACCGACACUCGGACCACUACUUCCUGGAUCAGGUGGGUGGCUGGGGGACAACGGUGGCGAAGUCGGUUCCCAUGUUCCCACGCCACGUCAGCUUCCAGGUGGAGGAGGAGGAGGAGGAGGAGAUUGUGCGCAUCAACCCUCGCGAGCGGACCUGGCUGACUGGGUAUGAGGACUACCGGCACGCCACCGCCGCGCGCGACAAGCUCAUCCAGCACCCCGAGGACGCCGACGCCUACGUGCACUUCGCCAAGAGCGAGCCGCCCAAGCACGACUACACCUACCCUUACCCCCUGGGCCUUGAUCCCUACCAGCACGCAAGGGACCCCAAGAUAGGCUGCGUGGACCGACUAGGUGGGGGUGGCCUUAUCGGGGGACACAGGGCAGUGGUCACAGCCCAGCCCCGCACCCUCCAGCUCAAGGGCAAGCGGCGGAAGGAAGACGGCGAGCGCUCGCGCUGCGUCUACUGCCGGGACAUGUUCAACCACGAGGAGAACAGGCGCGGGCGGUGCCAGGAGGCGCCGGACCCCAUCCAGACGUGCAUCCACCGGGUCAGCUUCAUGUGGUGCGCGGACAGCCUGCUCUACCACUGUAUGUCGGACCCGGAGGGCGACUACUCGGACCCGUGCUCGUGCGACACCAGCGACGAGCGCUUCUGCCUGCGCUGGCUGGCCCUGGUUGGGCUGUCGCUGCUGGCCCCCUGCAUGUGCUGCUACGCCCCCCUUCGCACCUGCUACCGCUGCGGGGUGGCUUGCCACUGCUGCGGGGGCAAGCACAAAGCCGUGGGCUGAGGGCCGGGAGGUGCCAGCAGAGAGGGGGAGUAGAACAGAGACACAUGGAAGGGACUGGACCAGAAGAGGGUGGCCCCGCUAUUCUUUUGUUUUGUGUUUUUGUUUUCGCUGUUGCUUGUCUCGGUCAAAUUCCAGAUGGGAAAACAAUUGGCUUGUCCUGAUUCUUUUGGAAAUGGAAGUUUCUCUCGGUGGAAAGAAAGAGAAAAAAUAUGUUUCCUAUUGUUUUUAUUUUUGUUCGUGUUUUUUAUUUUUAUAGGGGUACCCUGCCUACGGCUUCCACGUCCUUGCAUUACAAAGACUAAAAUAAUGAAUAUUCAUUUAUAUAUAAAUAUAUAUAAACAGGUACUUUAUAUUUUUACACUCAUGUGUUUUAAAGGCUUGAAUAUUUUUCCUUUUCUCCGUGUUUUGUGUGAGGUCAGUGUGAGCGUUGUUUUCUGAGGGGGGCUCUCGCUUUGUGUUCCCCUCGCCAUGGCUCACCACCAAUCACAGAUCAAGCUGGUUCCCGCCUGUAAAGCAGAGGCACCUAAAUCAAGGGUGUGUCCUAAAUGGUACUUUUUUCCUUAUAUAGUGGACUACUUUUGAUCAUAGCCCAAUGGGCCCUAGUCUAAUGUAGUGCAAUAUAUAGGUAAGAGUGCCAUGUGGGAUGCAGCCCAACUGUGAUCAAGUCUGCCCCUCCCCAGCCAAUGAAACAAAAGGCAAACGUUUAACCAGUGUUUCCUCGUUCUGCUCCUUGACUACUCCUGACCUAGCCUGGUCUCAGAGCUGUGCUGUUUUGUCAACUCCUAUGGUUGUCAAUGGCCUUAGGAGUUGACUAUAUAGCACAAUUAGACCUGGGGCCAGGAAGGUACCUGACUAUGCACAUUUUUAAAACCAAAUUCAACCUAAUGUCAGUGGAGAGACACCUGGAAAAAACAUGAAAGUACCAUUCUACUGCUCAGUCAAGUUAGACUGAAUGUAUUGUGGAUUCGGCCCAGAACAAAAGAUCAAAUGGGUCAGGGGUACUUCAGUAUUGGAUGGGGAACCUCUGCUUUAGACACUUCAUCUGUGUGUGUGUCUUCCUUUGUGCAAUGGUCUUGAAAAUGGAAUGGUCAGCAAUGUAUCCCUGAUUGCUAUUGUUGUGACAUCAACUAAAAGCCAAAAUGACAAAAUAAGCUGCAGCAUUGAAAUAGAGUAUCUAAAUUAGUCAUUUUUUGAAGAUAAUAAUCCUCAAUCAACCGUUUUAUUACAGUGGAGGAGGAGAACUCGAGCCUUAGGUGACUUUUUAUUCAGUUUUGAUGCUUGAUGUUGAUCUUUUGAUAUAGUUUUUAUUUAUUUGCCUUGCUAAAUUUAGACACCAGCCUAGGGGACUGGGGGGGUUAAGAGGAAGGGAACGGUCCUAUUGUAAACUAAACACAGCUAAGAGGGGAAGAGUUCUUUUUUUUUCACCUUUUGAGAUGGAUGAUGUCGUUGUCCACUACAAUGUCAAUGGUGCUUUCUUUAGUGUGUCUUUUCUUUUGUCUUUCAAAAGGAUACUCGGUGUUUCCCUGACAGUUCGCCUCGUUAUCUUUAGAGUUUUGCUCAACUUUAGCUCGAGAGAAAGACCGUUUUGAUCUUGUUGCUCAUCUUUUCCCACUCCCUUCGAAGGGUAUAUGAUUGUGGGUUCUCCAACGAAGGGGCCCACUAGCACACCUGAUUCAACUAAUCGCCUAAUCGUGUUCUUCAGUCUAUACCACGAUUAGCUGACAUGGGUGCUUUACUGCAGGGUUGAAACGAAAGGCUACACAACCCAGGAGCUCCAAGACCAGAGUUGUGGAAGAAGGGUUUUUAUCUAUUGUUCUGUAGUCCAAUAAAUCCCACUUCCUGGUCUGUUACUCGGUAUUACAUUACAGCCAAUGGCAAGGGAGAAGACUGUCUUGUCAGCCAAUCACAUCAGUCAGGCAGGUGGUGCAAAAUGUAUACAAAAAUAAAAUGGACGCUACAGUAUGUAUGUAUGUAUUGAAACAAACUAGCCUCAAAUUUAAAUCACCCUGUAACCUCACCUCAUCGGAGGAACAUUGUUUGAUCUAUCUCUGUAUGAAGCACAACACUAAUCAGAAAAACCUUAUGAACAAAAUGCGCAAAUUGCUGUGAAGUACCCGAUCUCGAGUCGCAUCAAUGUGGUAGAAAAGACAUCUUAUGCGAUCUAUCCCAGUCAUACAUUAACUAAUCGUCAUAACCAUUCAAGUACCAAGCAAUGUCUGGGGUUAAAUGGGCGACGGUACCAUGGCAUUGUGGAUUCUGUACAAAAGCUGUCGUUGUGUCCAUGUCUUUCUCUGUACUCUCUCUUGCCUUUCUUCCUUCCUUUUUUUCUGCUGUGUGUUCCUGUUUGUCAGCUUUGCAAUACUGUUGCCAUUCAUUGUAGAGAAGAUCCUAGUUUUAUUUUUCUAUCUGUGGUAAAAGAAAAGUUAACCAAAAGCAGUUUGUCUGUUUUGGUGCGGUGUCUAAUUCCUGCACACAUUUAACUAUUAAAGGAAAGUGCCUGAAGCAUCCUCUUCAUCUAUCUCAUAUAUAUAUAUAUAUAUAUAUAUAUAUAUAUAUAUAUAUAUAUAUAUAUAUAUAUAUAUAUAUAUACUUAGUCUUUUUUAUUUUAAUCAAAAAAAAAAAAAAGUUAAAUUGAUUGUCUUUUUUUUAUUUUUACAAUCUGCAUUUUUACCUCUGUAAAAAAAAAAAGCUAAAAUAUAUAUAUCAAGUGUAUGAUGUACAUUUUAAGUUAUAUUUUUGUAUUGUUUCUAAUAUGAUCAUCACGACUCUAUGCUUUUAAAAAGAAAAAAUGAGAAACGAGAAAUUAACAUCUGUAUAAAUGCCAAUACAUCAUAUGGAAACUAACAGAAGCAUGGCCUGGAUAGUAAGUA
Messenger RNA from Oncorhynchus kisutch (coho salmon), 4677 nucleotides. Its product is annotated as sprouty-related, EVH1 domain-containing protein 2. The transcript is spliced from 6 exons. The coding region runs from base 395 to 1807 and encodes 470 amino acids. Gene Ontology annotation, cellular component: membrane. The record is from RefSeq and is a predicted model, not a curated record. Gene Ontology annotation, biological process: negative regulation of MAPK cascade; multicellular organism development. Lineage: Eukaryota; Metazoa; Chordata; Actinopteri; Salmoniformes; Salmonidae. Gene Ontology annotation, molecular function: protein kinase binding.